Papilio xuthus (Asian swallowtail) is the source of this 623-nucleotide messenger RNA. The record is from RefSeq and is a predicted model, not a curated record. Lineage: Eukaryota; Metazoa; Arthropoda; Insecta; Lepidoptera; Papilionidae.
AACAAAGGUCAGUGUGAGGCAAAGAUGACGUGACCCGACAAGCUACAAGUUUGCCGAAAACAUUUGCCAGGCGGUUCUCAAUACUAGUUAGUUGGUCUUGAAUGUCAAACGUAGGCUGUAGUUAGACAAUAUGAAGAUCGCGUUUAUUUUAUUAUUCGCCUUUUAUUAUGCUGAAUGUCGUAAAGUAUACGCGCCUAUUGACAAAAAUGCGAACCUCGCAUUUAUCAACAUGGAGUCAGGUGGCGUGAGAGCAGGUCAACGCCCUGUAAACCCAGCUCCAGCUGUUCCAGCGCCUACAUCUGUACCUGCUAACGUUCCUAAACCGACACCGGCCGUACCAACUACGAUUAAAGCUGUACCAGCUGCGAAACCAAUUCAAACUACUCAAGCACCGACCCAGGUGAAACCGGUACCCGUGUAUCCUACCCCAGCAGCUAAGCCUGUCACUACACCUGGUCCCGGCAGUGUACAACAUCUAAUUAACUUCUACGAUAGUCAGGGUAAAGCCAGUGUCAUUCGCCCAUACAGUUACAGUCAAGCUGUUAAACAAGGAUAAAUGUUUUCAUCCAUGUUUAGUAACUUAAAAUCAUUGUAUUUAUUAAUAAAAUUAAAUAUGCAUGUUA